Molecule: messenger RNA, 5436 nt
Organism: Colletotrichum spaethianum
Lineage: Eukaryota; Fungi; Ascomycota; Sordariomycetes; Glomerellales; Glomerellaceae
Product: guanine nucleotide exchange factor LTE1
Exons: 3
Coding region: 1-5436 (1811 amino acids)
Biological process (GO): Ras protein signal transduction; positive regulation of GTPase activity
Cellular component (GO): plasma membrane
Molecular function (GO): guanyl-nucleotide exchange factor activity
Source: RefSeq, a predicted model, not a curated record
AUGGAGGCCAUCGAACCGCGGUCCCCGCAAGACGGAUCCGGCUUCAGCGUGCGCUCUCCCCAACGCGAUCAGCCUCCGCGCAGCCCAUUGAGCCCCAAAAGCACAUUCACCCGCGGAACGAGGUUCGGAGGGUCGCCAAAUUCGGGAACUGGAGGGAAGGAAUCUCAGGGUCCCACUGCGGCAGUGGGAGCUGGAUCUGGGGGGAAAUGGCCCAACAAGACGCGCCCGCCGGGGCCCUCGACAAAACCGAUUGUUCCAGUGACAGAAAGGAUGUUGGAGGAGAGAAACCAGGUCCCCACGCGCCGCAUGAGAGCCAACAGCUCCAUCGACGACAAAUUUGAGAUCGCUCCCGACGGGAGCUCUGCUGGCCGCGAAGGAAGACAGUUCACCGUUGCCAACGUGGGGAACAAUGGCCGGAUAUACUUGAGACCAACUGUCCGCCCCGCCAACCAGAGAUACCCUCAGCCCAGUUUUGUCUUUCCUAUAACGCCACCUGGGACUGCUGGUCUUGAUGCCCUGACCGAGAAACAGAGGGAAGAAAACGGAAUGGGCGGCCACGCCACCGUCUCCUGCAACGGCUGCAACGGCUGCCAGCCCCCCGAGGCGAGCAGCAGUCGCAACUUUUCUGGCCACGCCCCGAGGCCUUCUCAACACCGACGUGCCCACUCCGACUCAACGGCUCAUGACGGCGCCACAAGUCGAAACUCCGAGGCCGAAGGCUUCAAGAUUGUCAUCUCCAAGCCGGGCGAUGAAAAGCGAGCAAAGACGACGGAAGAUUUGGACGCGCCUCAAAUUCCCUUGUUAGACAUUGAGAUUCCAAAUUGGAAAUUGGGCAACCCGCGAUUCACCGCUAGAGGCACUCCAUUCUUCAGAGGGUCGAGCUACGCCCCAACAGAGGAGUUUCCUCGCUCUAGCAACGUUUCUUUCCUGCACCGGUCCCAGGCCGGUGACCUCGCCUCAAAUAUCCCCGACUCAAUAGCGUCCAAGAAGCCCAGUCCGAUCUCGAUUCCUCAAAUACACCUGCCGCCCCUGGAACCCACGAGGUCCGCCGACCCCCUCAGUCCAGCUUCCAUGAGAACGCCCCGGCUGCCCGCCCUCCGCUCUACCUACAUGUCGACCCAUCUGGUCAUCGAACCCGCCAUGUUCGAUGCCCUCACCUUCAAGCCGACAUGCGACGACAGAUCGAUAGUACGGUACUCCCCGUCGACCGGCGCAGUGACGGCUGCAACGCCUCCUCGGCUUGUCGCCGAGUUCACCUCUCCCAGCUUCCUCGAUUACGAACUCAUUUCCGAUUUUUUCCUCACGUACCGAACCUUUCUAGAGGCAGGUGAUCUUGUGAAGCUUCUCAUGGCGCGUCUGCGAUGGGCGCUGGGCCUAAACGACGAGAUUGGAAUGGUUGUACGGGUGCGAACGUUCGUCGCUAUGCGGCAUUGGAUUCUGAACUACUUUAUGGACGAUUUCGUCAUCGAAUACGGUCUGCGCGUAUCGUUUUGCAACCUUCUGAAUGGCAUGUUCGAUGAGAUGUCGACUGAUCCUCGAGGCCGGAAAGUCCAGAUGAAGAUCCUGGCCGAGUUGAAGAAGUGUUGGCGACGAGUCUGCGCUCAGUUCUGGGAUGGCCCCGAAUUCGAUCCUUCUCUUGGGCCGCACGUGCCGAUUGCACCAGGCGGCAUCGCCGGCCAUCGAAAUGCCAGCUUAGACCCGUCGUUCUGGGAGCGGGAGGACGCCGCCCCGCAGAUUGAUGGUCACUUUGCGCCGAUUUUGGAAGACCAAGAACAUACAAGCUUCCGUGCCGAAGUAUCGCGCGCUGGGCAUGUUGGGGACUCCACGGUCAUGGAUGACAGACCCGCUACACCGGAGAACCGCCAUUUCCAGGAAAUCGACAGGCGACACGCAGCCUCCCCAACGAGCAUCGCCAGCAUGGAUAUUAUUUCCUGCUCCUUCCCGGGUAAGACCUCGAAGGGGGCUCAACAUGGUAACAACUACACACUGGGUGCUCAUCCCGUGGCACCCGCCAGUUCGGCGUAUUCCAACGCGGGAGCGGUGGCCACGACACCACGAGCGUUGGUUGGAAAGCGCGUGCGAGCAGGUCAUGGGCACAAGAGAAACGCAAGCUUGGCAGACUCGCUCAGAGAAAAGGACCCUGCCACUGAACAACCAAGCUUUCAAGACGCAGAUUUUCUCAUGUCGUUGCCAUUUGCCGGCAGUCUUGUUCGGGGAAAUCUGAUGCCACCUGGCCAACCCUAUGUUGAUGUCAUGUCCCCCAACGUCGCAGGUGAUUUCCAACGACACACUACAAUAUUCCAGGUGCCCGGAGAACAGAGAAGCGCGUCGGCGAUGUCUGGCCAAGGCAUGAAGAAGCUGAUUGGUAGCGUUCGACGAGCCCUCAGCACGAGAGGGCAGGGUGUCUCGCCAACACAAGGAAACUUCAUCAACAUAUCUCCUAUCGGACCUCGCGGAGCGACGACAAAUCGACUGCCAGGUACCGCAAUUGUUCCCCAAGCCAGGCCACAGCACAACGGAAUCCGCCCCCCUGUGAGGAUAGACCUUUUGGGUGCGGAUAUUGUCGAGGAUUUCAAGAAGGCUGUCCGAGAAGACGCGGCCGCCGACGCCGCUGUCGAAGCCGGACGAAGGGCACACAUGGACCCUGUUGCAAACGCCUUGCGCAAUGCACUUUCGAGGGAAGGGCCCAACUAUUCAGAAGCUCAUGUGGUCUCCUCAUUUGGAAGCGCUUCUGAGACCGACAUUCCGAGGCCCGUGAGUGACAUGGCCAUAACGACGGGCAGCAAGUCAAUUGUCAUCGUCGACGAUACGAUCCCAUUCUCCAUCCCAACAAUGCAUGGGGCCUUACCAGCCAGCGAGUCCAUUGAAGCGUUUGCUGAUACCUUCCUGCCAACUGGUGCGGACCCGACACCACCGAACACUCCUCCCGGCCAUUCGAUGGGCACUCCGAGACGGUCGUCUUUUCUCCUCAAUCAGCACGUCACCAGACCUUCAAUUUCUGCGGAUCCUUUGCCCCCGUUUGUGCCUGACUUAGCAACUUUGGGCAACGAGCAAAGCACGCGCCCGUCCACGGACACUGAUCGCCCUUUCUCCGACUUCGUCGAGGGAACUCCCAGCAGACCUACCCUGACUAGAUCGGCGAGGAAACACUCACGUCAGAAGUCAAGCAGGACUAACCGGUCUCUCGACUCGGCUAUAAUCCGUCGACGUACUGCUUCGUUCGGGAGCACCUUCAAUCCUCGUUCGACUGUCAAGAGUUUUGACGCGACCACGUACACGGGUGGUUCUGUGGCCGACGAAGACGAGCCUAGCCCGGUACCUCCCCCUCUUCGUGUCUUGAGACGGCGGCCAGGCGGCAACCUACGGGCGGUGAACAAUACUGGAGACUUGGAUGCUCUGCCACUGCGUAAGUCGCGGUCUGCAGGCUCUCUCACGACUUACUCGGAGUCGAUGCGAAGUUCUUCUUUGCAAAGCCCCAACCACGAUACCAGCGCUUUUGUGGACGUUGUUUCGAGCGAAUUUUCGCACCGAGCCGACGCAGAUAACUUCUCCCUCGGUGCCAUGGCGGAGCCAUCAACAAAACGACAGGUUUCAUUCUUUAGCACGCACUCGUCCAAACCGAUCAUGCGCCCCUCUUUCGAGGCGGAGGCACAGAAGCUUGCACAAAUCCCCGACGACGAGGAUGGCGGUGGAGUGGAAUCGGCCUUGCUCAAGUUGGAAGGAAAGUAUGAGAAGAAGACCUUCAAACUGUCCAUGGAACCCUCGAACGCCCCGCUCCAGGGCGUAGACGGUCUUACCAAGGCCAAAAAGGUGCCCGAGGCUCAAAAGCAAGGCAAGAAGGAGCAUCGUCAUUUGCAUGUCCUCCCCGGCGAUCCAGUCUUGGUGCAGCAAGACGAAGAGUCCGAAGCCCAUUCCAGCUUCCUCAAUAUCCCCCGAAGACCACGCACUGAGGCGAGCUUCUUGUCGGACAACUCCGCAGGAUCGUACUGCUCUAUACCCCUUCUGGAACGCGACCUAACGGACGAUGGCCGUAGCAAAGCAUCCGCCCCCGAAUGGACCAAUAUGUCUAUACUCCAGGGACCAGAGGACAUCUCACCGGCAGAGACUCCACGACCAAUGUACGAGGGUUCGUUGGACGGUUCCUCCUUCGAGUUCGUCCGAAAGACCGAGAGCAUGGAGAGGAUCACCUCGGACGAUACGAAGGCCCCGCCCAGUGAGCAGUCAUUCCUGGAAGAUGACAGCGAUGGAGAUGACUUCGGCUCGGAGCUUUCCUCUGAGCUCUCGGCAGAGAUGGUCGAACCGGAAGAGUUUGCCAUGAACCAGACACAGCCUUUGCCCAACCGCAAUAAACACCGCAGCGCUUCUAUCCUGGAGUUCGAUCCUCGCCCUCUGAGAGAGUCGACUAUUGGCUCGUCAGACGGCCCUCCUUCGCCACCAAUGACGCUUGUUCAGGCCCUCCAAAUGUCGCCCGAAGCAGUCUUGAUUCCAGCGCUUCACGAAGACCAAGUGUACCAGCAACGAUCUCUGCUGCAGACCCCCGACACCGCUUCGGCGGCCGGAGCCCAAGCUAGGUCGUCAUCUGAUCCUACUGGCACUAAAGAGGCACUGCGCGGACAGCCUAGGUACCUCCAGGCGGAACGUGAAUCGUCGCUGAGAUUCUCUGUCCACCUGCCCUUCACCCUCGCUUUCGACUCGGAGAUCCUGGCGCAGCAAUUCACGCUGAUUGAGAAGGACGCCCUCAACGAGAUCGACUGGAGGGAGCUCAUCGACAUGGGUUGGAAGCACGCAACCAACAACGAUUCGCGAUCAUGGGUAGACUUCCUGCGCAACACAGAUGCCCACGGUGUUGAAGUCGUCAUUGCGCGCUUCAACAUCAUGGUGAAAUGGGCGUGCAGCGAGAUUGUUCUCACCCAGAACAUUGAGGAACGGGCCCGAUGCAUUAUCAAAUUCAUCCACAUCGCCGCCCACUGCCGCCGCUACCGCAACUUUGCUACCAUGAGCCAGAUUACCAUCGCCCUGACUUCUAUAGAGAUAUCUCGACUUACGAACACAUGGGCCAUGGUGCCGCCCUACGAUAUGCAGACUCUACGGGAUCUCGAACAUCUCAUCUCACCCACACGCAACUUUUACAACCUGCGUGCGGAGAUGGAGAGUGGCUCCGAUACGGGUUGUAUUCCUUUCGUAGGCAUCUACACACACGAUCUCCUUUUCAAUGCCCAGCGCCCUUCCGAAAUUGCUAGUUCGCCGACAACCGCACCCCUCGUCAACUUUGAGAGAUGCAGGUACGCUGCCACCAUUGUCAAGACGCUGUUGAGGCUGCUCGAGGCCAGUACGCUGUACCAAUUCCAGCCGGUGGAGGGCAUUACUGAGCGCUGCCUAUGGAUGAGCGCUCUGAGCGACGACGAUAUACGAAUGCACUCUUAUCGCCUCGAGUGA